AGUGUCCCAUGCGUGCGAAAAAACAUGACUUCGAUAUUCAACACGCGUUAUUACCGUGUAACGAAAUUUUUUACUUCGCUGGUCGGUAUAUGGCCGUUACUAUCGCAGUCCAGAAGAAGAUUUCAGCAGUUGCUCAGUGUGUUCAUAAUGUUGACAUUCUUUCCACCGCAGAUAAAGAAAUUGUAUGACGUGUGGGGGGUAGAUCUAGACACUGUGUGCGCAGGUAUAGCGCCUAUGGUGACCAUUUUAAUGAGCCUGGCUAAAGUCAUUACUAGUGCUGCAUUUCAACCAAAGAUAGAAAUGUUAUUACGUCAAAUCGAAAUGGACUGGGAGAUAGAUCCGGAAGGAGAGGAACAUAAGAUUUUAGUGAAAUACUCGUUAAGAACGAGAACAUUGAGCAUCGCUUAUUCAACUAUGUUGUGUAACGGAAUCUUAUCUUUUAUCCUAACUCCUGUUAUUGUGCCGAUAAUGGACAUAAUUGCACCAGAGAACGAAACGCGCGAGAAACAUUUAGCUUUCGAGAUGGAAUACUUCGGUAUUGAUCAACAAGCCUAUUGGCUAUGGUUAUGGCUACAUACCAAUACAACAUCAGUGACAUGUAUAUUAAAUAUCGUUGGAGCGGAUCUGUUGUACGCUAUGUUUAUCCUUUACGCUUGCUAUCUUUUUGUGUGUGUGCGACAUAAAUUGGAAAGCACUGCUAAUACAAUCGAACAAACUUUUGAAAAUUCAAUCAUGCAACCUUUUGAAAAUUAUAAUUCAAAAUACGCAUAUGAAGAUGAGCCAUGGCAACUAAAAUUAAAAAAAAGUGUCGCUAUCAUAAAAAAAUGUGCCAUUAGUCACCAGAAAGCGAUAAAAUAUGUGCAAGAACUUCAGAACAUUUAUAGAUGGGCUUUUUUCGCUAUACUAGGUUGGAACUUAUUUCUCCUAACUUUCUUGGCAGUUCAACUAGUGAGUAGAUUGGGCAAUUGGCAAUUGGUAAUGAUGUCCUUUAUGUAUAUAUGUGGUACACUGUCCCAUUUGUUUUUUCUCAGUUUGAUGGCGCAGUUUGUAAUGGAUGAAAGUUCGAAUGUUUAUGAAUCAACGUAUGCAUGCUGUUGGUAUGCUUUGCCUUUGGAGUGCCAGCAGAACGUUAAGUUGAUUUUAAUAAGAAGCCGUACACCAUGCAGGAUGAUGGCUGGAAAAAUGUUCGUAAUGUCGCUAGAAAACUUUAGUUCGAUAGUGCAAUCGGCAGUGUCCUAUUUUACGGUACUACUAUCUUUCCGAUAAAUUUUGAUAUCUUCGUUGUGUUAAAA
This is a messenger RNA of Linepithema humile (Argentine ant), 1292 nucleotides long. RefSeq names its product odorant receptor 13a-like. Gene Ontology annotation, molecular function: olfactory receptor activity; odorant binding. NCBI's taxonomy places the organism in Eukaryota, Metazoa, Arthropoda, Insecta, Hymenoptera, Formicidae. Gene Ontology annotation, biological process: detection of chemical stimulus involved in sensory perception of smell; sensory perception of smell. The record is from RefSeq and is a predicted model, not a curated record. Gene Ontology annotation, cellular component: plasma membrane.